GGCAGCCAGGCAGCAAGUUGGCAGGAAGAGAGAUGUCAACACUAAAAGGAGAACCGUAAAAUGACUCUAUGUUGGCCCGGAGAGAGCUGCAGUUUUUUGUAAUCACACCAAUCGUGCUCCAGAGGAAUGUUUAUCCUGGGCGUCGCGAUUGUCGUGGUAUGGAUCAUAUCGCUUAGAGCUGUCCGUCUUGCUGCACACAUUGUAGGUUCGUUCAAGGACUCUGGCGAUAGCCGCAGGGAUAGCACGCUCACCCCAGCUCUCCGUUAGCAUUCCUGCAGCACUGGGAGGUCACAUCGCAUGGUAGGUUUGCAGUACUGACUGUGUGACCGCAACCAUGGAGAAACAGCCCUUUCUUGCAGCGGACAACUAAAGUCAAACACAGACGGAGGGGUGGAACAUGCUCAAUACAGAGCGCGGUGUGGUGGAGGAAUGGCUCUCCGAGUUCAAGACAUUACCUGAUGUCCAGCUCCCACAGUACGCUGGCAGUCUCCACCUGAAGAGGUCCCUGGUCCCAGCCCUCUACAGGGUCAUCCAGGCACACCCCAACAGUGAGCUGUUGGCUCCGGUGUGCCACCAGUUGUUUGAGCUGUACCGCACCGCCGAGGACCGCCUGCGGCGCUUCACCCUGCAGUUCCUGCCGGAGCUCAUCAACGUGUACCUCUGCCAUGCCACCAGCAGGGAGCGCUACAACACGGGCUGCAUCGAGGCACUGCUCCUGGGCAUCUACAAUUUGGAGAUUGUGGAUAAAGAGGGUAACAGUAAGAUCCUCUCUUUCACCAUCCCCUCUCUUUCAAAGCCUUCCAUCUACCACGAGCCAUCCAGCCUGGGCUCCAUGGCCCUGACGGAGGGAGCCUUGUGCCAGCACGACCUGCUCCAGGUGGUCUACAGCGGCCUCCACUCCCAGAGAGAGACCUUCACCUCCCAGAACAGGUUCGAGGUGCUGUGCUUCCUCAUGCUCUGCUACAACUCGGCCGUGGUCUUCAUGCCAGCAUCCUCCCACCAGUCAGCUUGCAGGAUGAGCUCGAGGCUGUGUGUGUGCGGCUAUCCCCGGCAGCAGCUGAAGGCCUGGAGAGAGCCCUGUCACCGCGUGCGGCUGGACCCAGAGUUCAUGGUGCAGAUGCUGACUGCCGUCUACCACGCCAUCUAUAAUGGUGAAUGGGACCUGGGAUAUGAGGCCCUGGAGGACAUUUUGUACCGAGCGCAGCUGGACCUAUAUGCCAGGCCUCUACUGCUGGCCAACUCGAUGAAGCGGUCCUUGCCGCCUCAGCCUCCAGACGGGGCCCGGAAGCUUCUGCCGGUGGAGGUGACGCCGACGGGGAGGCGUAUCUCUCAGACGGCGGUGACGGCGGCCUCUAUCCGCCGACUCCGAUGGAAGAGAGAGGGUACGGAUGGCUUUGACUACUCGAGUGAUGUCGAUUUGAGCGCCUUCCUGAACCCCAAGCCAGCGGGCCCCACUCAGCAGCCCCCGACCAAAGCAGCACCGCGUGUGCGCUCAAAGUACACCAUCCACCUAACGCUGCGUGAGGGUAGUUGUGCCCUCCCUUCCCCACACCCAAACAAAUCUGAACGGAGACACGUCUGUUUGUUCUUCCUGUCUUUUGAUGCUGAUGGUGUGAGCGGUGGAGAGGACUCCUUUGACCCAGACGAGGGUUUCUCCUCAGGAGCGUCGAGCAGCAGCCAGCCCAGCGUGAAGAAGGACGCGGCGGGCGCCACUCCCCGUCCACCACGGGAGCGCGAGGGCCCAGCUGGGAGGCUGCGCGACCUAGCGUCCGACACCAGGCGCGCUACGACGCUUCCACCAGCGCCACCAAUCCCCUCCGCCUCCUUCUCCGACCAAGGCCCCGGCGACCUCCUCCCCGCACGCCCACUCGCCCCGCACCCCAGAGCCCAGCCCAACGCAGCGCUACCUGGACCCCCGCUACGUGAUGCAGUUUGGGGCGCCGCUCAUCCGGACUGCCAGCACCUCGUCCAGCAAGUCGCUGGACUGCGGCGGCUUCAACGGCUCCACGGGCCCCAGCGCGUCGCUGGGGAGCCUGAGCGCGGCCGACCGCCCCCACUGCCUGCGGCCAUCAGCCUGCAGGAGGACCGGCUGAGCCGCGGGGCCAGGAGUCAGGACCGGCUCUCACCAGGAAGCCCCUUCUCCUCGGCGAGUCCCCUCUCCAAAGAGUCCCGGUCACGCUCCUCCAGCUUCAACAUGCAAAUCAUAUCACAAGUGUAG
Alosa alosa (allis shad) is the source of this 2218-nucleotide messenger RNA. RefSeq names its product protein FAM126B. NCBI's taxonomy places the organism in Eukaryota, Metazoa, Chordata, Actinopteri, Clupeiformes, Clupeidae. Gene Ontology annotation, cellular component: plasma membrane. The record is from RefSeq and is a predicted model, not a curated record. Gene Ontology annotation, biological process: phosphatidylinositol phosphate biosynthetic process; protein localization to plasma membrane.